AUGCCGCCGCUUCCAGGGACCGACGACAGCAGCCUGGAAGCUGUGAGAUUCUCUGUCCUUACCAAUGCGCUCCUUCUGGUGGUCUUUUUAGGUACCUUCGAGAUUUUCCUGAGAAGGGAGGGCACACGCCAGUUGCUGGCUCCAAAGCUGCCAUCUCCGGAGCGAAUUGGAUUUCUUUGCUCUCGCUUUCCCAGCUUCUUGUCUGGUGGCUUUGUCGCCUGGGCACGGAAGGUCUGGGAGCAGCGCCACCAACCGGUGGAUCUCGAGCCAGAUGCCACCAUCCUCAUACGCUUUUGCCAGCUUGGCCUGAAGUUCAGCUUGCUUGGCACAGCCUUCUCCUGUGUGCUCCUUCCGAUGUAUGCCACCGGUCCUGGGCAAGCCAGCGGCUUCAACUCCAUGAGCCUCUCGAAUCUGAAGUUGGGCGGGUCCACGCGCUUUUGGUGCGUGAUUCUGGCAGCGUACAUGCUGACCUCAACUUUUGGGUUCCUGAUUCUUCGAGAAUGGCAUGCUUUCGUGAGUAUAAAGAGACAGCACUUUGUCAAGGCCGUGUCUGGAGCCUGUGGUCCGGCAAUGGCCCAGAGCCGUAGGACCCUGAUGGUGGAGGAUGUGCCUUCGACGUCGUGGUCAGAGCAGGGUGUUACUGCCUUCUUUGAGAAGCUUUAUGGACCCGCUUCUGUGUACAGCUGUGUUUGUAUCGGCCAUGUUCAGCAAACCGAUCUGCACCCCUCAGCCCGGGCCGCUGCACAUCUGAUCCAAGUCAGCACUGGACCAGCAACAGCUUUUGUGACGCUACGGUCUGCAGAGCGAUGUACCGAAGCUCAGCAAGUCGUACUAAGCCACACUUCCGGUUGGCGGGUGUGUGAAGCUCCAGAGCCACGAGACUUGAUUUGGACCAAUGUUGUGAAGCCUCGUGGCAUGACCGAGCUGCAUCAGAAAAUUGGCUUAGCAGCCACAGUGGUCUGCGUUCUCUUCUGGUCAGUGCCCGUGACGUUGAUUCAAGCCUGGGCAAACGUUGAGUCGCUCUCCAAGUGGUUUCCCGCUGUACAUGAUUUGAAGCGGUGGUCGCCUACGAUCUAUGCGCUCAUCACCAGCUACUUGCCAGUACUAGCACUUAUGGGGCUGCAAGCGUUGCUGCCGUACUUCUUUGCUGCGAUGGCGCGAGGCUAUGAAUGCCACAAGACGAAGUCCGGUGUUGAGAGGGUGGUGCUCAAUCGCUGUUUCAACUAUCAGCUGGCCUCACUCUACGUCACGGUGCUGUCUGGGUCGCUUUGGGAUUCUCUCACAAAGAUUUUGGAUCAGCCUUCGCAGGUGCUGGACAUCUUGGCCCGCUCGCUUCCAAAAGCCAACGUUUACUUCCUCACCUUCGUUCUGGCCAGAGCAUGCGUGGGUGUUCCACUACUUCUGCUGCGGCCCUAUACCUGCCUAGCUACGUGCAGUCUCACUGGAGCCGCUGGAGAGCCGAAGAUCCGAUGUGCUUAUGGUUAUGAGGCAUCAAGUAUCGCAAUUGUCCUGGUCAUUGGAAUCACUUAUUCAUUCAUUGCUCCCGCUAUUCUGCCGGCUUGCGCAGUGUACUUCGCUGCUGCAACGCUUUCGUACCGCUGGCUUUUUGUCCACGUCUACGACACAGAGUUUGACGGCAGCGGCGUAUUCUGGUAUGAUCUCUUCAACUGUGUGCUGUUAGGUUUGUUUUUGAGCACCUUGUCCUUGAUUGGUCUGGCAAUACUUUAUGGAUCUUACACUCAGCUAGUGUUCCUCUUUCCCCUUCCGCUGCUCGUGGGUUACCUUGCGUUGCGCUGUUGGGGUCGCAUGGGCUGGAAGUCUCGAUGGACAUCGCUGGAGGAUGCUGUUCGGGCGGACCAAGAUGAGGGAAGUGCUCUAGCCGGCUUCCAAGAGAACCUUUAUGCUGAGCCCUCGGCUGAGCCAUGCUGA
Messenger RNA from Symbiodinium natans, 1929 nucleotides. The record is from the annotation of a GenBank genome assembly. Lineage: Eukaryota; Dinophyceae; Suessiales; Symbiodiniaceae.